UGUAAAUGAGCGACGGCUGUACCGCGGCGGGUUUUUUGUUUUGAUUUCCAUGUGAAAUGCAAUUAGUGCUCCGCGGUGCUCGCUAGUUUGGCUCGCGGAGCGGAGCACACUCUGAACUUGUUCCUCGCCUCAGGAGCAACAACAUGGAGCACUACCAGGACGAUUUGGGACUCCGGGCCAGUAAACUGAUGGAGGACCUUUCUCUGUACGACGCGUACAAAGACGGGAUGUACACCGCGAGGAGAGACCUGGUGAUUAACCCCGAUUUGGACUUUUCGGCUCCGGCGGUCGCGGAGCACCAGAGCAAGCCGGUGAACGGCACGUCUGCGCUCCACCAACAGCAUCACACCGUGGAGAAUUUCACGCCUGGGAAUAAAGUGUACAACGCGGCUCCGGUGCGCCCCGUGAACUGCAACCGGACCGUGCCCAUGGAUUACUGUGCCCCUCAAAGAGACGCCGAGGAGGGCUGCUGCACCAAAUCCGAGGUGGCUCUGCCGUGCUACACGGGCGCCUCCGAGAGGCACAGGAGAUACUCGCUGGAGGUGCAGGGCCACAGGUACAGCACCGGCUCCGCCUUCGACGGCGUGCCUCUGAACAAGCCGGCGGCGCUGCCCGGCAACAGGUGCAACAGCGUCUGCAUCACCGGCAGCAGCCACCACGACGGGCGGUACAACGCCACCAGUCCCCGGUCGAGCUUGGCGUCAUCCCUGUCCUCGCAAGACCAGAGUAAGCAUGUCAGCCCGAGGUCGAGCAUCAGCAGCCCGCGCGCCAGUCUGGUGGUACCAGGUCAGGACCGGUACUCGAGCCCCAGGUCUAGUUUGGUGCACUGCGAUGGCACCGGCGUCCUCAGUCCCAGAUCCAGCUAUGCAAGCACCGCCAGCGACACCAGCAAGCACUCCAGCCCCCGGGCCAGCCUCAACAGCUGCGACUGCUGCAGCAAGCCCAGCAGCAACCGCACCAGCGGCAUCAGCAUGGGCUACGACCAGAGGCACGCCAGCCCGAGGUCGAGCACGGCGAGCCAGUACUCCUUCACCACCAGCCCGAGAUCCAGCUACUCCGAUUCUCGAUACGGGUCCGUGGUCAACCACGAUCUGGAGGGGGCGAUCCUCCACGCAGCGCCGCUGGCGAGCCCGCGCUCGAGCAUCUGCAGCCAGGAUGGGAGCGCACGACCGGGGACCGCCGCGAACUGCGUGGCGAGUCCGCGGUCCAGCAUCUCCAGCCACAGCUCCAGAAGUUCCCGCAGCUCCAGGGGGUCUAUGAGCACCUACCCGGAUCUGCAGCUGCCCUCGCCGAGGUCAUCAAUGCUGGGCAGCAGUUUACACGAGGACACGCUGCUGCAGGAUUUCGGGGACUCCAACGGGAUCCCAACUCGCAUCCACUUCCAGGGGCUCUCGGCGGUGCCAGAGCCCCAGCAGCAGUCGGCCCACGCGGGGGGGACCGUGGAGAUGGCUGCGGGGUUGCCAUCGUCAUUUAGUUACGGGGUGUGCUCAAAGACGGCAUCAUCAAGCCAGAGGUUUCAGAUCUCUUACCAGGUGACCCCCAGCCGAGAGAGUGGACCAAGCCAGGCGGAGAGGCGGCUGGAGGCACUCACCUUGGAGCUGGAAAAGGAGUUAGAGAUGCACAUGAAAAAGGAAUACUUUGGAAUCUGUGUCAAAUGUGGGAACGGUGUGUAUGGAGCCAGCCAAGCCUGCCAGGCCAUGGGGAACCUGUAUCACACAAACUGCUUCACCUGCUGCUCCUGUGGACGGAGGCUGCGAGGGAAAGCCUUCUACAACGUCAACGGCAAGGUCUACUGUGAGGAGGAUUUCCUGUACUCUGGCUUCCAGCAGACGGCCGAGAAGUGUUUUGUGUGUGGUCACCUGAUCAUGGAGAUGAUCCUCCAGGCGCUGGGCAAGUCCUACCAUCCGGGCUGUUUCCGCUGCGUGGUGUGUAAAGAGGGUCUCGAUGGAGUGCCCUUCACCGUGGACGUUGAGAACAACAUCUACUGUGUCAUGGACUACCACACGGUGUUUGCUCCCAAGUGUGCCUCCUGCAACCAGCCCAUCCUCCCAGCCCAGGACUCCGAGGAAACCAUCCGGGUCGUUUCUAUGGACAAGGACUACCAUGUGGAGUGUUACCACUGCGAGGACUGUGGCCUCCAGCUAAACGACGAAGAGGGCCACCGCUGCUAUCCACUGGAAGGCCACCUGCUCUGCCACGGCUGCCACAUCCACCGGCUCCAGACGCAGGUCCCUGCCCACUUGCCCCCCAGCUACCCCCUCCAUGUCACAGAGCUGUGAGGGGGAGGAGGGCGGGCAGCAACCGUAGCCCUGCCUCCCAGGUGAUCCGAGACACCAGCAGCAGGGAAAUAAAAAAGGCCUGCACCCCCUCCAGCAGCUCCAGGGAGGUCUCUGUGUGCCCCCUGUCCUCAACUGGACGGCCAAGCCGUGGACUAUCCCACUCUGUGCAGCUCCCACCACCACAAGCCCUGCGGUCACAUGACGGGGCUAGGAGAGAGAAAAAAAGGGUUCCCCUCCUUCUUCAUCUGCGGUCCUUUCCUCCCCCCUUCCCCUUGGGUGCCUAACCCUGAAAGCCAACACCGCGGCUCUCCCAGAGGCCCCUGCUGACGUCACAUGGUCUGACCCCAACGCAUUCAUCAAAGAGAGGGUUCUUUGGAAUGGAGGCGAGGACGCAAUCUCGUCUCUCUCCAUGCUUUUCGCCCUUUUAAAAAAUGUUUCCAUGUUUUUCAUUCCUGCGCUCUGACUGAAGCGGGUCGCCGCCGUGAAUUCUGCAGCGCUGUCACGACUGAGAAAUCCUUUGAUGUCAGGGAGGCCGGGAAGCAAGCAACCACAUUCCUCGUGCCGGCUGGACGGGACAGACCCCAGGGCGGGCGUGCUGUGCCUUCAGAGCGGGCUCGCUCUCCGUGAAACUUAACAGUGAAUUGGAGUCCUGCUACAGGCGAUGCAAAGGGCACCCAGCAUCACGAGACGGGGCCAUGAGAAAGAGAAAAAAAACUAUUUGCUCAUUGCUCGUCACCCUGCAGCACCCCGAAAAAACAGAUGCACCGUAGCACCACGAGAAGGAACCGACUGACAUUCCACUUAGAAGUCUUAGACGAGACCUCGAGAGAUUCACAAGCAGUGUCUUAACCCUUGUGUUGCCUUAGGGUCAAUUUGACCCGAAUCAAUAUUACACCCUUGUGUCGCCUUAGGAUUAAUUUGACCCCAUUCAAUGUUUAAUGUCGGUGUUCUUUCGGUAGUCAACAAACAAACAUAAAGUGCCUCACACUUAAACUUGGAAAACAAUAUUAAUUCUAAUAAUUUUCUGGAGGUUUUAAUUGCUGGCGUCAAAUUGAACCCAAAGGGUAAAAUAUGUUAGUAAAUAUAAAGGUAACAGGAGGGUGAAACAUUGAAUCGGGUCAAAAUGACCCUAAGGCGACAGGAGGGUUAAUUAAUGUUUAUAUUAUGACGGAAAAAGAAAAUUGUAGAUGCACAUAGAAUGUCUUUUAUAUAUGAAUAUAUAUUUUGCAACUGUUUUCCACACAAGAUCAUAGAUGUAGAUUCUCUUUUAAUUUUUUUUCUUUCUUUUUUUCAUUGCUCCACUCGCGAUGGAAUCUAGAGGUGAAACGCAGUCGAAAGCCUCCUGAAGAUUUUGUGUCUGUUGUAUGAUUUCUCCUCCAGGACACGGAGCCUCUUCACGUCUCUCACGGGGUCACAGAUCCACUGGCGUUGUAGGAUCAAACCGUAUUUUCCUUCAAUUAUUAUUUUCCACUUUGAGUACCAAAUGACCUAAAGUAAAAGUACCUAAAUCAAGUUUUUGGCAACACAUUUAUCCCAUUAUCGACUUGGCAAAUCCCCCUUUUAUUCUGACAACUGUAAGCAGCUGUAACAGUCAGACAUUUCUGCAUACCUUAACUUCAGGUUUAUUGUGUGUAAUUCCAUGUAUUCUUCUACCUAAAUCCCACAAAAUGUGACGAUGCAUUUGUGGACUUUUUCAGACGUUUUGUCGAGGAUGCCAGUCAUUUUCCAAGUUGUCACAAAGAGCUCGAGGAUUAAGAUUUAAACCUAAUCCUAAAAUCUGAGCGUUUAGCUCGAAAUGGGUCUUUAAAUGCUGAGAUUUAGGCCUUGUGGUUCAACAUUCAGCGGCCAUCGUAGAAACCAAAUUUCAGCUCAGGCAAACUAUGAAAAGAUGGAUUGGAAGGGACAUGGCCAAACUGUAUGUUAAAAAUAUAAUAUUAAGCGCUAGUAGCUUUAGGACAAAAAGAAAACGUGUUUUCUGACACUUUCUGCAUACAUCUGUUACGCGAAGAGGAAUUCAACUAAUUGAAUGGUUUAUUUGCGCAAUUACUUUUACCCGACACUGUUUCCUGAAAAUCUUUCCCGGUACUGUUCAUCGCCUUAUGAGCACCGAGAGCAUAGUGCGUUACUACAAGGAUGCCUCGAGACGGAGCGCGUGUGUUUGUGUGUCUCGCUCCCGUUUGAACGGCAGGCUGUCGUGUUGUGGGAGGACGUCCCUAAAACCCCGGAGCUGCUGGUCCCACCCGCCUUUUUUCGGGAGUCCGUCCCAUGUUUCCCUUGCUGGUUGUUUGCAUGGAUGUGUGUGUCAACCAAAAACACUGAGUUAGUCCCACCUGCCUCACUUUGUGACUGUCAUCGAGUUGUUGGUUUUUUGGGGGGGGAUUGAGGGAACUUUGCGAUACCAUUGCACUGAGCAAAAGGUAGAUCAUCCCCAAUUAUGUGUGCUUAUUUCAAUUAUCAGCAUUGUGUGAAUGUUGUGUGUGUGUGCGCGCGCUAGUGGCACGGCCAUGGCACACGCACAUCACUGUUUGCAGGGUAGCACCAACACAAAGACCUGCUCCCUCUCUGUUAGUAAUGACUGUGUUAUACCUCCCUCCAGAUGUUUGUUUCUAAUUCUUGGUGUUUGUUUGAGCAUCUGUCCAGCACCGUGUCGCCAUUGUGUUCCAGUGGCUGAUAUGUCUUCCUCUGACUUUAGCAAACUCCACCCAUCUGACUUUCACACUAGAAUAAGUCAACCACCAAGUCUUAUGUGCAAACACUGGUCGCUAAUCAUACUGCAUUACUGUACAAGCAGGUCUGAAUAAAUACUACUGAAUGUGUCAAAAACAGACUGAAGGCAGAGGUCCCCACGAGUAGAACGUGCUUUCUAAUGUAACCUGAUGUAAUGAGAUUCAUUCAAUGUAUGAAUGAUUAGUGUUGUAUAUUUGUAAAAGCAGAAAUGAAAACACACUGCGUAUGUGAGACAUUCCCAGUGUAAUUUGACUAACCUCAAUUUUGUUUGAGGGUUCUGGUCAAGUAGUUUGUGUGCUAUACUUUAGGAAUGAGGUUUUUCUUGUUUUUUUUCUUGUCUGCACAUUGUCAACCCCCAAGACAAACUUAACAAGAUCCAAGUGUAUCCCCUUUAAAGAGAAUGUAUUCACCCUUUUAAAAAUGUACUACUUGAGUUUCUAUUGCAUAGCACACAUCUAGUUACCCUGUACAUAAAGAGACUAGUUUUGUAUUUUAUUUUUCUGUCAAAAAAUCACUUGGAAAGAGAGAAGCCUUCUUCUCCUACUGGUAGUUCCAACAAGCACAUCUGUCACACAUCUUUUGUAAGUGUUUUGAUUACGUAGAUGGUUCAUAAACAAGGAAACUAGAUCUAUUUAUCUAAACAUGAAAAAAGUCUAAAGUUAUUUAAUGUAUUAAAAAUCGGGACGUAUCAUUUAACUGUAGAUGACAUAAUCUGCUUUUUCAAUAAAGUGGUUUUGUAGCUAACUGCAAAAAAAUGGUC
Molecule: messenger RNA, 5766 nt
Organism: Pseudoliparis swirei
Lineage: Eukaryota; Metazoa; Chordata; Actinopteri; Perciformes; Liparidae
Gene: wtip
Product: WT1 interacting protein
Exons: 8
Coding region: 144-2279 (711 amino acids)
Biological process (GO): positive regulation of miRNA-mediated gene silencing; response to hypoxia; cytoskeleton organization
Cellular component (GO): adherens junction; P-body; transcription regulator complex
Molecular function (GO): transcription corepressor activity
Source: RefSeq, a predicted model, not a curated record